AUGCGCCCCUGUCAGCUGUCCUGUAAGAAGGACUGCAUCGUGAGCCCUUUCAGCGACUGGACGCCUUGCCCUGACUCCUGCGACCCAGCUCUCAGCUCUGUUGGCAGUCAGCAAAGUCGCCGUAGAGUAGUCCUUCAGGAGCCCACAAACGGAGGCCUGGAGUGCCCUGAGGUCCUGGAGGAGCAGAGGGACUGUGAGGCGCCCCAGUCCUGCCCUGGGUUCAGGUGGAAGACACACAAGUGGAGGAGGUGUCAGCUGGUGCCGUGGCUGCUACGGCAGGACGUCCCCAACGCACAGGACGGGUGUGGCCCGGGCCUGCAGACCAGAGCGGUCUCCUGUCGGCAGCUGGAUGGCACCCAAGCGGAGGUGGGCCAGUGCUUGAGGUGGGCUCGCUCCAUGCCCCCCUCGACCCAGCGCUGCCUGCUGCCCUGUCAGGACGACUGCCAGCUCAGCCCCUGGUCCAAGUUCUCCCCCUGCACGGCAGACUGCGUGGGGGUGCGCUCCAGGAAGAGAGCUUUGAUAGGCCGGAGUAAGAAGAAGGACAAAUGUAAGAACACACAGAUGUACCCGCUGAGUGAGACUCAGUACUGUCCCUGUGACAAGUACAACGCUCAGCCCGUGGGGAACUGGUCCGACUGCAUCCUGCCCGAGUCUCCGGCUGGCCCUGGGCCCCUGGGGAAGCCUGAGGGAGGGGCCCCUGCUGUGAGAGGCCAGACCGAGGUCAAGGAGUGUGGCCAGGGCUAUCGCUACCAGGCCAUGGUGUGCUACGACCAGGACAACCGGCUGGUGGAGACCUCCCGCUGCAAUAGUCAUGGCUACAUCGAGGAGGCCUGCAUCAUCCCUUGCCCUUCGGACUGUAAGCUGAGCGAGUGGUCCAACUGGUCACGCUGCAGUAAGUCCUGCGGCAGCGGGGUCAAAGUGCGCUCCAAGUGGCUCCGGGAAAAACCUUACAACGGAGGACGACCCUGCCCCAAGCUGGACCACAUCAACCAGGUCUAUGAGAUGGUCCCCUGUCAGAGUGACUGCAGUCAGUACGUGUGGGUGGCUGAGCCCUGGAGCCUGUGGAAAGUCAGCAACGUGGACCUGAAGGAGAACUGUGGAGAGGGAGUCCAGACCAGGAAAGUCCGCUGUAUGCUGAACACCAUUGAUGGCCCCUCGGAGGCAGUGGAUGAUUACCUAUGUGACCCGGAGGAAAUGCCGCUGGGGGCCAGAGAGAGCCGGCUGCCCUGCCCCGAAGACUGUGUGCUGAACGACUGGGGCCCCUGGAGCCGCUGCAGCCUGCCGUGCACUAGGACUCGCUUCCGGGAGCGCACAGCGUACGUUCUCCGCUCACCCAGCGUGGGGCGCCAGUGUCCCAACACCACAGACAGAGAGCCCUGCAGCCUCAACCUCAACUGCUUCAACUACUUCUUCAACAUCACAGAGUGGAGCACGUGUCAGCUCAGCCCGAGCGCCGUGUGUGGCCCGGGGCUGAAGACCCGAAUGCUGGACUGUGUGCGCAGCGACGGCAAGUCUGUGGACCUGCGCUUCUGUGAGGAGCGGAGCCUGGAGAAGCGCUGGCAGAUGAACAUGUCCUGCACAGUGGAGUGUCCCGUCAACUGUGAACUGUCAAAGUGGUCGUCCUGGUCCCAGUGCUCACAGAGCUGUGGGCUCGAUGACCCACCUCUGGCUCCUUCCUCCUCUCCUACAUCCUCUCCUCCCUCCUCUCCUUCCUCCUCUCCUCCCUCCUCUCCUCCCUCCUCUCCUACAUCCUCUCCUCCCUCCUCUCCUCCCUCCUCUCCUACAUCCUCUCCUCCCUCCUCUCCUCCCUCCUCUCCUACAUCCUCUCCUCCCUCCUCUCCUUCCUCCUCUCCUCCCUCCUCUCCUCCCUCCUCUCCUACAUCCUCUCCUCCCUCCUCUCCUCCCUCCUCUCCUACAUCCUCUCCUCCCUCCUCUCCUCCCUCCUCUCCUACAUCCUCUCCUCCCUCCUCUCCUUCCUCCUCUCCUACAUCCUCUCCUCCCUCCUCUCCUACAUCCUCUCCUCCCUCCUCUCCUUCCUCCUCUCCUACAUCCUCUCCUCCCUCCUCUCCUUCCUCCUCUCCUACAUCCUCUCCUCCCUCCUCUCCUCUCUUUCCUCUCCUCCCUCCUCUCCUACAUCCUCUCCUCCCUCCUCUCCUUCCUCCUCUCCUACAUCCUCUCCUCCCUCCUCUCCUCUCUUUCCUCUCCUCCCUCCUCUCCUACAUCCUCUCCUCCCUCCUCUCCUUCCUCCUCUCCUACAUCCUCUCCUCCCUCCUCUCCUUCCUCCUCUCCUACAUCCUCUCCUCCCUCCUCUCCUUCCUCCUCUCCUACAUCCUCUCCUCCCUCCUCUCCUACAUCCUCUCCUCCCUCCUCUCCUCCCUCCUCUCCUACAUCCUCUCCUCCCUCCUCUCCUCCCUCCUCUCCUACAUCCUCUCCUCUCUCCUCUCCUCCCUCCUCUCCUACAUCCUCUCCUCCCUCCUCUCCUUCCUCCUCUCCUACAUCCUCUCCUCCCUCCUCUCCUACAUCCUCUCCUCCCUCCUCUCCUUCCUCCUCUCCUACAUCCUCUCCUCCCUCCUCUCCUUCCUCCUCUCCUACAUCCUCUCCUCCCUCCUCUCCUCUCUUUCCUCUCCUCCCUCCUCUCCUACAUCCUCUCCUCCCUCCUCUCCUUCCUCCUCUCCUACAUCCUCUCCUCCCUCCUCUCCUUCCUCCUCUCCUACAUCCUCUCCUCCCUCCUCUCCUUCCUCCUCUCCUACAUCCUCUCCUCCCUCCUCUCCUUCCUCCUCUCCUACAUCCUCUCCUCCCUCCUCUCCUCUCUUUCCUCUCCUCCCUCCUCUCCUACAUCCUCUCCUCCCUCCUCUCCUUCCUCCUCUCCUACAUCCUCUCCUCCCUCCUCUCCUUCCUCCUCUCCUACAUCCUCUCCUCCCUCCUCUCCUUCCUCCUCUCCUACAUCCUCUCCUCCCUCCUCUCCUUCCUCCUCUCCUACAUCCUCUCCUCCCUCCUCUCCUCUCUUUCCUCUCCUUCCUCCUCUCCUCCCUCCUCUCCUCCCUCCUCUCCUUCCUCCUCUCCUACAUCCUCUCCUCCCUCCUCUCCUUCCUCCUCUCCUACAUCCUCUCCUCCCUCCUCUCCUCCCUCCUCUCCUUCCUCCUCUCCUACAUCCUCUCCUUCCUCCUCUCCUACAUCCUCUCCUCCCUCCUCUCCUCCCUCCUCUCCUCCCUCCUCUCCUCUCUUCCUCUCUUCUUCUCUCCAUGUUUCUCUCCUUUCUUCCUCCUCUUCCCUGUUCUCUCCUCUCAUCUCUCCUCCUCCUUCCCUUUCUCUCAUCUCCUUUCCUCUCCCCUCUCCUUUCUCCUCUUACAGUACUUUGAUGUGCAGGAGAAUGUGGCGCAGUCGCUGGGUGGUCCAGGCCUCUCAGGGGGACGGCCGACCCUGUCCCACUCACAUGCAGCAGUGGAAGCCCUGUCCCGUCAGACCCUGCUACUCCUGGAGAGCGUGGUGUGUGGGGCCGGUCUCCGCUUCCGGAACCUCACCUGCUGGGUGUCUGACGGCUCAGGGGACGACCCAGGGGCCCAGGUGGAGGAAGAGCUGUGCACGGGGCUGGAACUGGGCGGGGAGGGGGGGCAGAGGAUCAGCCUGAAGGAGCCCUGCACUCUGCCCUGUCCUGGGGAGUGCUACCUGAUGGAGUGGUCCGACUGGAGUCCGUGUGUCAGUAUCUGUGUGAAGGAGGCCUCAGUGGACUUUGGCUCAGUCCGGGUUCGGUCCAGAGCCGUGCUGGCCCAAGAACCAGAGAACCUGCAGCAAUGUCCAGACCAAGCCUGGGAGUCUCAGACCUGCACCGGAGGAGACUGUUUUGAGUACAAGUGGAGGAGCAGCAUGACCCCUGACUCUCGGACACUGAUCUGGUGUGAGCGCUCAGACGGACUCAACGUCUCUGGAGGCUGCCCAGCCCUGAGUCCUGGAGCAGACAGCGGCGCCUGUGACCCCCCUUGCCUCAUGCCACGCUCCUUCUGCUCACAGAGCGGCGUGUGUGUGUGCGAAGAGGGCUUCACCGAGCUGCUCUCUGUGGAGGGCGAGUUGCUGCGCUGUGCUCCCAUUCCGGUGCUGGAGCUGCCCACGGCUCCCGACGCCGACCUGGAGAACAGCCGCGCCCUGGACACCACGCAGAGCUCCACUGUGCAGCCGGGGAGAGGGGGGCGGGCCUGGUACCUGCAGCCCUACACAGCUGAUGGGAAGCUGAAGAUGUGGGUGUACGGUGUAGCAGCAGGGGCCCUGGUGCUCCUCAUGUUCAUAGUGUCUAUGAUUUACCUCGCCUGCCACCAUUGUGCCCAACUGCACCGCUCACUACGCGCGCAGGAGGCCGCCGUUAGCAUUGCGGCUAAUGGCGCCAUCCCCAAUGGCUCAGCGCACUGGGAGGGGCCCGACCCGCACCACGUCCUGUACACCUGCCCCGAGUGCAGGGAGCAGGCCCAGAGCAGCGCAGACUCCAAAAAGCCAAAGAGACCUCCCAGAGCGAGGCAGCAGAACAACAACCGCCUGAAACCUCUCACGCUGGCCUACGACGGCGACACAGACAUGUAG
Knipowitschia caucasica is the source of this 4569-nucleotide messenger RNA. NCBI's taxonomy places the organism in Eukaryota, Metazoa, Chordata, Actinopteri, Gobiiformes, Gobiidae. The record is from the annotation of a GenBank genome assembly.